UCAAAAAUGUCUGUUUAGUAUGGGAGGCAUAUAUGUAUGCGAAUAUAAAAAUGCCACUAUACUGUUUUGCAUUGUUUCUGCCUAGUUAACUGAAGACGUGGGUGUCACGUGUGUAUUUAGCUGGGAUCGCGUUUGGAGAAACCCGAAGACUUGUCAUGUCCGACAAGGGUCCCAAACUGAAGCUGAAGAGGAAGAAGUGUGCAGCUCAGGAGAGCAGCUUUGCGACAGAGAGCAAAGCACCGCGGCAAAGCGCCUCCCAGGCCGGUGCCGCGGCGAGCACGAUGCCUGCCGCACAUGAUGCAUGGUGGGAUAAGGCCGACCUCCCGGGGAUGGAGCAGCUGUGGGCAUCUGUCUUGAAGGCUGCUGUCCCCCAGCUGGGGCAGGACAUCUGGAAGGCUGUGCCCGUCCUUCCUGCAGCUCCUCCGCCGAGGCCGUCAGACGGCGAGAGCGCUGGGUGCCGGUGGUGCUGCCGCCUUUCUGACGCGGUGGCUCCCUUCCCCCCGGUCGCUAAUCCGCAUGUCCGCCCCGUCACCAGCACGGACAUCUGCACGCCCAGCAGUCCUCUGCGGCCGGCUGAUUCCGGGCCAGAUCUGAGGGAAGACGGGAGCGCGCGGCAGGCCGGCGAUUCUGCUGGCCGGCAGGUGCGAGGAGAGGAGGUGGCGGGGGGCGGUGGCCUCCGUCUGGACACAGAGAUGGGGCGGCGGCCCCCGGCCUUACGGGAGACGGCGGCGGCCGUGGGCGGGAGCCCAGGGACCGCAGGGGCGGCCGCGGGCGAGAGAUGCUCGCAUGGUAUGACUGAGAGCGGCCCGGAGACGAUCCCUACGGGGCUGCGGAAUGAGUCCGAGUGCCUGGAGGCUGAUGGGAAUCUGAGAGGGGCCGCCGGCUUGGCAAGCUGCCCCCUGUGCACCAUACCGUUCCCUGCCGGGUUCAGCCAGAUGGACUGCGAUGGACACCUCGCCAAAUGCCUCUCCGAGAUGAAUGAAGACGUCACAUGGUGAUCCAGUCUUUCGGUUGAUUCAUUCUCCCGUUCUGCUUUCUCCACGCCAAUCUGAAGAUUGUGUUUGCAAGUAUUCCAGUUCAUUGUGUCUUUACUGUAUCGCUAGCGCUGUAGAGUUCGGAAUUUGCCGUUCUCAGUGUCAAACAUGGAGUCAGACAGCGAAACUGUUCAGAAACUGAACAUCUUACCAAGAAGAUUCAAUUACCAGGUUGGAGCCAUGGAAGGUUAUUUCAAACUGCAUCAUAUCAGUAGACGUUCCACUAUAAAAUGGGCACUGAACUGGAAAAUUUUAUCUGUACAAUCUGCUCUUGGAUGUCUGGUGGCUAAAUACACCAAGAUGAAAAAAAAUGUGAAUCCA
This is a messenger RNA of Brienomyrus brachyistius, 1355 nucleotides long. RefSeq lists its product as uncharacterized. The transcript has 4 exons. Lineage: Eukaryota; Metazoa; Chordata; Actinopteri; Osteoglossiformes; Mormyridae. The record is from RefSeq and is a predicted model, not a curated record. Gene Ontology annotation, molecular function: ubiquitin binding. The coding region runs from base 156 to 998 and encodes 280 amino acids.